AUGUCUCCGGCUCCCAAACCUCCUCGCAAGGCUGCCACACGCUCUGCGGCCAAGUCCAAAGAUUCUCUUUCUCAGCCUGCUGAGCCUACUACUAUGUUUUAUCACGAAGGGGUCGAUCCUUCCAAGGAUUUGAAGAAUCUUCGUCGUUUGAAAAAUGCCACUGACCUUGAAAUCAGUGCCAUCCAUGCCCAGGAGUCCAUUACCGAUGCGCUAUGUGCGACUAGUUUUCGAACUGCCCGAUUGAAUUCUUAUUACAAGGCUUCGCCCCACUGGAGCACCGAGGCGAACGCUUGGAAAGGCGUGUCAGCAAAGAGAGAGCUGCCUGUGGCUAUACGAGCUUAUCAGACGAUCAUCGAGCACAUUAUGUCCCACUUUGGAUUGGCGAAAACCUUUGGCGGCGGGCGCAAAGCUUGGGUGACUUCUAACGAGGCGAUCCAGAACUUCAAUGAGGGUGACUUUCCUGUGCCUAAUAUCUGUGUGACUGGAAAGGGCGACUAUCUCCCUGCUGAUGCGCAAGAUCCGUCUAACCCAAGCUACGAGCGGAGUAUCUUCUUCUGCGUGGUCCAACCGGAUACCGAGUUCCAACCCCGUGCAUCGCAAGCAAAUAUUUUUGAACCUUUGGCUAGACAUAUUUUCUAUGCGCAGCCUCAUCGCCGUUUCUUCCGCAUGCUCCUUCUCUCACAAAGUGGCCACAUGCGUCUGUUCCACUUCGACCGAAGUGGAUGCAUCGAUACGCCCUCCAUCAACAUAAACGAGCGCCCAGCGACCUUCGUGCGCACAAUCCUGAGCCUAUCGUCCCAUGAUCCCACUGCUGCCGGUUUUGACCCUGAUAUCUUCUGGAAAUGGGGACGAGUCGGGCAGAAGCGCGUUCGACAAGGCUAUAUUCGUAUGAAGAACCAGGAGGGCAAAUGCACACUCCUUAAUGUCGUCGGGAAGGGGCCAAUCAGCAUCAGGCCUGGGGUGCAAGGCCCCGCAAACGCCCUGUACCAUGUUGUGGAUGAUUCGGGUAAGCAUCUCAUCGUGAAGGACGCGUGGAAGUAUACGGGUGGCUCUGCGGGUCAGUAUCUCCCUCGACCUUGGGAACAUGAGCUCCUUCUUGCUGGAAAGGACUUGCCCGGCGUGUGCCAGAUUGUCGAUUACUCCAUCGGUGUCUCAACCACAAGCUUCCGAGGCUACCGCAUGCCCGACGUUGAGUUUACCCAUUACCGAUUCUCCAUGGAGAAAUAUGGCAACUGCGCCCUGGGAUUUGAGUCGGCCAAACAACUUACAUGUGGAUUUCGAGAUGCCAUUGCGGGACACCAAAGAAUGUAUAUCAAGAAGAACAUCAUCCAUCGCGAUAUCAGCCCUCGCAACAUCGUCUUCGGGACAGAGGACGCGGAACCUGGUUGGGAAGGGGUGGUGAUUGACCCCGAGUUGGGUACCUACACAAACGGCCAUCCUGAAGCCAACGAGGACCAUGCCAUCGCUAGUUGCGAAUUCGGAACGAAAGUUUUCACGUCGAUGCUCAUCGCGGAAACUUACCACCCGGAUGUCCCGCCAUUCCCGCAUGACCACACGGAUGAUUUGGAGUCGUUCUUUUGGAGCUUCCUCUACGUGUUAUCGGUAUACAAGGAGCCUGGAGUGAAGCAGUCCCCCAGGCCCAAGAUCAUUGAUGAUAUCUGUUCAGACAACAUGGCGGACGUCUACCAAGCCAAGAUGAAGUUCUUGGCAAAGGGAUUGAACCAAGACGAGCUGGACGCCAUGGUUAGCCCCUUCUGGGGCCAUUUGGGUGACAAGGGCGGACUCCUUGACAAGUUCCUGGACUACAUCUCCGACCUCGCCUUUGAAAAGGACACCUAUCUCGGGAAUAAGGAACAGCUGGAGGCGUUUGUGGCCAAGGCGGACGAACACUACGCGAAGGUCUUGGAAAUCUUCCAAGAGGCGAUUGAUGGUUUUGACAAAGCCGAGAAUGAAGAUGAGGAUGAAGAUGAGGAUGAAGAUGAGGAUGACAGUCGUGGUGUUCUAAAACCUAGCGGGGCUGAUAAUAUUCCACGAGGAGGCAUUUGGGGUGGGAAGAAGCGAAAGGUCGACGACAGUGACAACGAGGAGGACCGCUACAAAAAGCGGGCACGAGACAUGUUGGACGACGAGAAUCAUGUGUACGAGAACGAGGUUUACCAGGGGAAUAGUUUCGAGGUUUAG
This is a messenger RNA of Coprinopsis cinerea okayama7#130, 2181 nucleotides long. Its product is annotated as other/FunK1 protein kinase. The transcript has 4 exons. NCBI's taxonomy places the organism in Eukaryota, Fungi, Basidiomycota, Agaricomycetes, Agaricales, Psathyrellaceae. The coding region runs from base 1 to 2181 and encodes 726 amino acids. Gene Ontology annotation, biological process: protein phosphorylation. Gene Ontology annotation, molecular function: protein kinase activity. The record is from RefSeq and is a predicted model, not a curated record.